This is a messenger RNA of Venustampulla echinocandica, 1704 nucleotides long. RefSeq lists its product as uncharacterized. The transcript has 6 exons. Bases 1 to 1704 code for a protein of 567 amino acids. The record is from RefSeq and is a predicted model, not a curated record. Lineage: Eukaryota; Fungi; Ascomycota; Leotiomycetes; Helotiales; Pleuroascaceae.
AUGGCCCAAGUUCUCCAACCAUACAGUACCCGUGUGUUCAAUACCCUCCCUGAGCUUCACAUGGCCCAAGACUCUUUUAUGAUAAAGGGCGGGAAAGGCCUUGUUGACAACGUCUUCAAACCUAUGAUCGAGAAACACGGACUUGAAGCCAAGCUGGGAGUCGGCCUCCUACAUAGACACUUUGACCUAGAAGGCUCUGAGAAGCUUGUCGAGUUCAACAAUAUCUCUCUCCCAUGGAAUAGUGACCGCGAGGAUAGUCACAAUGGAGGCAAGGUCUUGCCUAGCGCAUGGGUUGUUCGCAACGGCGGACUCAUCCCUUACGAAUAUUACUUCUCUCCGCUUGGUCGUUGUGGUAGAGUCCGGGGUCGAACAGACAAUAUGCCUUCGUUGUUCCCCCACAUCGGUUUCACCUGCGCUCUUGAAGUCACCGAGGGACGUGCAAACAUUAACCUUUCUCCCGAUCAGGUUGCGGAAGGUGGCUGGGAGGAUAGCACCGAAACAAUGUGGUUUUUUGAACCGGAAUAUAUGAGUACCUCACUUAUGGAUUCUGAGAUGGACGUUCUAAGCAAAGUCAACAAGACUGCCUUGUUACGAAGAGCGACCUCACUUGCGAAUGGACUGGAGUGCGACUUCGUUGGUGACCCUAUCAUGAGGGAUGACCAGGCCAUUCUAAGAAUUAACUUUCCCAGCGAAGGCAAGUCCUGGGCGGCUAAGAUUCCGUUUGAGCAGCAGUGGCCCUUCUAUGAAAUUUCCGUGCGACCGCUUGAGUUCAUCGCACGCAACCAUCCUAGGAUCCCGGCACCUCGGGUUCACGACUAUGUCGACGCUGGUGCCGAACAAGAAAACCCGGUGGAAGUUGCGUAUAUAUUGAUGGAUUGGAUGGAUGGUAGCCACAUGCAGCCAUGGAGUUUGAGCGAGCCGUCUAUUUCAGCGAGGCAUCGGGUUCUGGAACAGAUCGCCGACAUAAUGCUGGAGAUGUUGUCAAACAAGCCUAUUGAUGGGGGGAUUUACUUAUAUGGUGUACCCGACGGCACACCUAAAAAUACUCCAGUCUCAACUGUAGUCUGGUUGACUGAAAGUAUAGACAGAGCACUUCGACGUCAUCUACGUCAGAAAAAGACCUCAAUAGUGAUUGAUAAUCUUAUUCAACGGUCCAUGGUCGCUCAAUAUGUUGUCCCUGAACAUAACACUAGCUACUGGGCAGCUAUUCAUCCAGAUCUCCACAGUACAAAUAUUAUUGCCGACAAGGAUUGGAAGAUCACAGGGUUAAUAGACUGGAACCUCAUGUCUGCCCAGCCGCUUCAGAAGUGGGCUGUUUUCCCUAAGCUAAUUGACCAUAUCCCUGGUGCCGCUCCACCUGAUUUACCUGCAGAGUAUACCUAUCUCAACUUGGCGCAAGACAAGGCCUACUUCGUAGCUGUUCUCGCGGAAAAGGAGAGGAAGAACACUUCUAAGAUGGAUGUUGCGAAGCUAGUUGAGAGUUCGACGGAGCGCACGUUCUUCGAGAUGUCGCAUAAUGCUCUGACUGUACAUAGGAAAUUUGCGGAGAGGUUUUGCAAGCGGGCGAAGGCGAAUGUGGAGGGAGCGAGGAGGGAGCUCGAGCUCUUCCUCGCUAAGAAUCCAGGGAUUAGUCGCGAUGAUGCAGGCGUGGUGGAUGUUGAAAAGGAGUUGGACAGGCUGUUGGCGAAUAUAGCGAAGGAUUGA